CGAGUACAAUCUAUUUCCUACUCUCAACGAGUCCAGCAAAAGCAUGCUUCGGUGCGAUCUCUGUACUCUGCACACACCUCUGUACUAGCUUGGCUCUAUCUUCUGCGCCUCUCUCUCAUAACAUGCUCUCCACCCUCAGAUCAUCUCUCUCUCUCUCUCUCUCUAUAGUGUUGAGCUACCAAAUCCAUCCACCGAACCAGCUCUUGAACCCGAGUGCCACUUCUCUUUCAAUUUUCAAACCAGACGCUGAAAUUUGCCCAGGAGUAGUCCACGAGAUGGGCUGUGCUCAGUCUAAAGUGGACGAUGAAGAAUCGGUGGUCAGGUGUAAGGAAAGGAAGUUUCUUAUGAAGGAGGCUGUGGCUGCUCGGAACGCUUUCGCUGCUGGUCAUUCUGGGUUUGCUAUUUCUCUUAAGAACACUGGUGCUGCUCUUGGUGAUUAUGCUCAAGGUGAAGUUUUAGAGCCCCAUGCUCACCUCCAGCAACCUCCCCAUGAACCCAUUUCUCAGACGCCGCCGCCUCCCCCUCCCCCUCCUCCUCCGCCGUCCAUGGAGAGCUUUCCUCCUCCUCCUCCUCCGCCACCUAAUUUUUCUCCUAGUCCCAUCAACCGCGCGUUGAGCAUGCCUGCGAUUCCCAUGAAGCCGCAUCGACUGGUGGGGGAAGAAAUCGAUUCUGUUGCUGCUGCAGAGGAAGAGGAACUUGAAUUAGAUCACGGAGCUCGAAAUAAUGGCAAUAAGAGUAAAAAGAAAAAAGAUUUAAGCGGGUCGCCGGGCCCAUCUAAUGGUAUGGCGGGACCGGACGAAACGCCGCGGUCCCCACCAAGGACACCAGAAAAUCACGCCGUGCCACCUAUGCCGGAGGCCAAGAAUAUGGCUUGGGACUACUUCUUUAGGGUGGACAAUAUGCCAGGGCCAUCGUUGGAACCUGAAGUUGACGCCAAUAGAAACGGCAAUACUUUUGGCAGUGUUGAGGAUGUGGGCGUUCGAUUUGGUGGCAUUGAGAAUCCCGAUGGUGGUGAAAUCAAUGGGGUUGAACCGAAGACGCCAGAAAAAUCGACGGAACACUUGGCUACAGUGGUGGAGGAGGAGGAGGAGGAGGGGAAGGAGACUAAGACGGAGAAACAGAUUGCGCAUUCGAAAACUGCACCUCCUGAUUUUGAAGUGGCUGGGAAGAAGGCGGUUCCAGUUCCAACUGUGAAUUUAAUGCAGGUUUUGGGCGUGAUUGAUGAUCAUUUCCUGAAAGCAUCGGAAAGUGCACAGGAGGUUUCAAAGAUGCUCGAGGCCACUCGCUUGCAUUACCACUCCAAUUAUGCAGACAAUAGAGGAUAUGUUGAUCAUUCUGCUAGAGUUAUGCGUGUCAUCACGUGGAAUAGGUCAUUCAGAGGUGAAGGUGGCAAGGAUGAACUUGAUUCUGAAGAUUAUGAGACUCAUGCCACUGUAUUGGAUAAGUUGUUAGCAUGGGAAAAAAAGCUCUAUGAUGAAGUAAAGCAAGGUGAGCUUAUGAAGCUUGAGUAUAAGAAGAAGGUGGCUCAGCUAAAUAGGCAGAAGAAGCGUGGUGCCAGUGCAGAAUCCUUGGAAAAAACAAAAGCAGCUGUAAGUCAUCUGCAUACGAGAUAUAUAGUUGACAUGCAAUCGAUAGACUCUACCGUUUCAGAAGUCAAUGAUAUACGUGACAAGCAGCUGUAUCCAAAACUUGUUAAUCUGGUUGACGGGAUGGCGAAAAUGUGGAUCAAUAUGUGCAUGCAUCAUGACAGCCAGCUGAAGAUUGUUAUGGACCUUAAGUCCCUUGAUGUCAGCCAGGCUGUUAAGGAAACUACGAGACAUCAUCAUGAGCGCACCAAACAACUUUACAAUGUAGUGCAAGGAUGGCAUUUACAAUUUGAAAAGCUGGUGACCCAUCAAAAGCAAUACAUUCAAACUCUUAACAACUGGUUGAAGUUAAAUCUAAUCCCAAUCGAAAGCAGCUUGAAAGAGAAAAUAUCAUCUCCGCCAAAAUCCCCAAACCCCCCUAUCCAACCUCUUCUCCGUUCAUGGCAUGACUAUCUAGAAAAGCUUCCAGAUGAGGUGGCCAAAUCUGCAAUUGCAUCCUUUGCUGCUGUCAUAAAGACAAUAGAGCUGCAUCAGGAAGAAGAGCUGAAGCUAAAGGAGAAGUAUGAGGAAACCCGGAAGGAAUUUCUUCGUAAGAAUCAGGCGUUUGAAGAAUGGUAUCAGAAGUACAUGCAGCGGAGAACUCCAACUGAUGAAACAGAUGCUGAAAGAGGUGAAGACGCAAAUUCCAGUGAUCCUAUGUCAGAGAGGCAAUUUGCAGUGGAGAGCUUGAAGAAGAGAAUGGAAGAAGAAGUUGAAGCUCAUCAAAGACAUUGCCUUCAGGUGAGAGAAAAGUCGCUCGGAACUCUAAAGCUUCGGUUGCCUGAGCUAUUCCGAGCUAUGUCGGACUAUGCUCAUGCCUGUUCUGAUGCUUAUGAGAAAUUGAGGGGCCUCACUCAGUUGCAGAAUUCAACUCAUAGUCCUCAAUGAUGUAAACUCUGUCCAGUUAUUAAGUUAUUUCAAAGUUAACUAUGCCUCUUAUCUGAGAUGAUAUGCCUUUCCAGUAUGCUGGCAAUCUGUAUUUCUUAUGUGGAAAGAUUUUUCUCUCAAUGCUUAUGAAUGUUGCUGUUGUAGA
Manihot esculenta (cassava) is the source of this 2658-nucleotide messenger RNA. RefSeq names its product protein ROLLING AND ERECT LEAF 2. The record is from RefSeq and is a predicted model, not a curated record. Lineage: Eukaryota; Viridiplantae; Streptophyta; Magnoliopsida; Malpighiales; Euphorbiaceae. The transcript is spliced from 4 exons. The coding region runs from base 123 to 2513 and encodes 796 amino acids.